Cylindrotheca closterium is the source of this 552-nucleotide messenger RNA. The record is from the annotation of a GenBank genome assembly. NCBI's taxonomy places the organism in Eukaryota, Bacillariophyta, Bacillariophyceae, Bacillariales, Bacillariaceae.
AUGACUGUCUCUGGAAUUAUGAAGCAAUUUCAGGUUGUGGGCCGCAAGGCCCCAACCGAUGCCGUCCCUAACCCUGAGGCAUACCGCAUGAUCAUCUUUGCACCAAACGCUGUUAUUGCCAAAUCGAAGUUCUGGUAUUACAUGCAUCAAUUCCGAAAGAUGAAGAAGACCACUGGUGAAAUCUUGGAUGUUGUAGAGAUCGUCGAAAAGAAUAACAGAAUCGUCAAGAACUACGGCAUCUGGUUGCGCUAUUCUUCCCGAUCCGGAACACACAAUAUGUACCGUGAAUUCAGAGACGUUUCCUUGACUGGAGCCGUCUCCCAACUUUUCGAUGAAAUGGCCGGUCGUCACCGCACUCGUCCACGAUCCAUCCAAAUUAUCCGCACAGCCACUGUUGCUACAAAGGACUUGAAGCGUGUGAAUGGUAUGCAAUUCGCUAAGGCAAACGUCAAGUUCCCCCUUCCCCACCGUGUUGCAAGUGCAAAGAGAGGACAAAAAGCUUUGUCCAGCCGUACAUUCACAACUGUUCGCCCUACCACUUUCUUCGGAUAA